CCACGAGCGAAGGCUACAGAAAACAUGGACAGUUCGCGUUCUGCCGAGGGCGCUACAGCCGCGGAGGGCGCGGGCCCCGCGUCGGGCCCCGCGCCGGGCUCCGCGCCGGGCGACACGGCCGCUGAGGGCCGCUCGCUGCACGCGCGUUCUUUCAAGUUGCGCUUUGCGUCGCAGCGCGAGCAGGGGCGCUCCUACGUGUCGCUCGUGAAGCCCCUCGGGCUACCCGCCACGGUGACGGGCAAGUUCUACGUGCGCGAGCAGGCGGGCGCGGGCGACGCCGAGCGCGAGCGGCGCGCGCUCUCGCGCAUUCACGACAUGUUCGGGCGCGGGCCACGCGACAAGUACCCCGCUCCGGUGACCAGCUCGCAAGUGGUGGGCUGGCACGCGGCGGGCGCGGCGCGGCCGGACGCGCGGCUGAGCCACCACAUCCGCGACUCGGCGUGGCUGAAGGCGCGCCUGUGCGUGCUGGCCGCGGACGACAAGCUCAAGCAACGCUAGUGUAGGUAUAUAUCAGGGGAUGAUUACAACAAAAUCUAGACACACGGCAGUGUGUCCGCCAAGUUCGAGCAAAAAAAGCGACACACCGGCCGUGGGUUAUAUUACACGAACCAUUUCGGGCCAAAUUCGACCCCCCUGUAACUCAAAAUCUAUUUUAUUUACGCAUAUCAAAUUUCUAGUAUCUGUUGAGACCCCCUCACUUAUCUAAAAUACAAAAUUUCAUUAAUAUACCUAUUGUAGGUCUUGAGAUAUUGACGUCAGAAAAUCGCUAUUUUUACUAUACACUCACUGACUGAUUCACUGACUCACUCAUCAAAAACCUAGACCACUUCCAAUGGUCGUAUUGACUUGAAAUUUGGCAUGGAGGUAGGUCUUUAUGUCAAGGUAAAGGAAAAAAUCUGAAAAUGGCCAAGUGUGAGUCGGUUUCAAAAUAAUGAAGGUGUAAAAUACCCAGUGUAAAUUUAUACCCCUAAGGAACUAAAACGAACUAAAUUUAUCUAUAUUUAUAUAAUAUAUCUUCGAAUGGUCGUACCGAUCUGAAAUUCGUUACAAAGGUUUGUAUUUAGUCAAAGUAAAAAUCUGAAAACGGCCAAGUGUGAGUCACUUUCGAAAAUAACGAAUGUGUAACUUUGAUCCACGAACAUAAUAUAUGAUAACAUGUCAUGUCAGUCAGUUGGUAAAUCUAGUCCAUUUAGUUAAUCUAGUUCAUUUCUUUGUAAGAAGCAUAGUGCAUAUUUAAAAAUCUGAAAGAUAGUAUAAAUGAGACAUUUACUUAACUAACUUAAUCAUAAGAAAAAAAUAAAAUAAACAGCCUUACAAAAAUAAAUGAAAUCCCACCCAAAACAAAAAUGUGAAAGACUGCCAAGUUCGAUAAUAUGGGAAUGCUUCGCCUAUAAAAGAAGUGAGAUCUGAAUAAGUACCAAGUUCCAUACACAUACCUCAGUUAAAAAUAGUUACUUUUUAAUGAUGAUUACUUGGCAAGUUUUAAUAGAAAAUUAAAUACUUGAUUCAUUGCGUUUAGUAGGUUUAUAACAAGGUGUAUGAAAACUUGCCAAGUAACAUCAUUAAAAAGUAACUAUUUUUAACUGAGGUAUGUGUAUGGAACUUGGUACUUAUUCAGAUCUCACUUCUUUUAUAGGCGAAGCAUUCCCAUAUUAUCGAACUUGGCAGUCUUUCACAUUUUUG
Molecule: messenger RNA, 1683 nt
Organism: Helicoverpa armigera (cotton bollworm)
Lineage: Eukaryota; Metazoa; Arthropoda; Insecta; Lepidoptera; Noctuidae
Exons: 3
Coding region: 25-498 (157 amino acids)
Source: RefSeq, a predicted model, not a curated record